CCGUGCAACUGUGUAUGAAGACUUGUUUAGGCGACUUUAGUUGUUAUAUAUGUACAUUAUUUUUUGCCUUUUGAAAAUUCUUAAGUUGAAAAAAACAAAAGGAAAUCCAACAUUUUGACUAACAGUACAGAAUCAUAUAUUUACACACUUCAACAGUAGAAAAUAACAUAUAUGAAGGCUAAUAGGAUCAGACAUUGAUGGAAUUAAUUGUGAUGCUGAAAGGAUGUGAUUCAUAAGCUCUAUAACCAUGUAUAGAAAAUGAGUUGUCCAGAUUUAUCAGACAUCACAGCCAGUGAAGAUUCACUUACAACCAAGCAAACAGUGGAAAGAAAAUCUUCAGAUGAAAUGAAGGAAUUUCCUACACAAUUGUCUCUAAAGUCACCUGUACUGAUAUUUCAAAAUGGGAGGCAGAAACUUGAUACAAACAAGCUUUUGUUUCGUUGUGAGCCAAACAGCUUGUCAAAUAUCUAUGCCCUUGCUCAAGCAAAUCUGGUUCAGCAAACACAACAUGAUAUAAUGAGAAUGUUUUCUGUAGAUGUUUCUGAUCAGCUUCCAGCUAUGGAAAUUGAACCCAUGGUCAGUGGAAAAAAAGAUUCUGUGACCGUUAAACUAGUUAAUGAGCGUCAGCACAUAUGUGACAUAAAGGGUUGUGGUAGGUCAUUUGCUUCAUCGGGUUAUUUAAAAAACCAUCAGUUAAUACAUGAGAAGGAGAAAGAAUUAGAAUGCCAUUAUGAAGGGUGUGGAAGGAAAUUUUCUUGGCCAGCUCAUCUAAAGUACCAUUUAUUAACCCAUCAAAAAACCAGAAACUUUAAGUGCCCAGGAGAAGGUUGCGAUAAAUCCUUUGUUACAGCUCAGCAACUAAAAGUGCAUUCUCGUACACAUACAGGUGAAAAACCUUUUCAAUGUGACCAUUGCAAGAAAGCAUUUACUACUGCAGGGAAUCUAAGAAAUCAUAUACGUACACAUACAGGAGAUAAACCAUAUGGAUGUCCAGAUCCAAAAUGUGACCUGAGAUUUGCAGAAUAUUCCAGUCUUAAGAAGCAUUCGUUAGUACAUACAGGAGAGAAACCUUUUAGGUGCAAAUUUUGCAAUAGGAGUUUUACACAAAGUGGCAGUAUGAGAGUACAUAUGAAGAAACAUUCAUCCAACCUCAAGGAUUCCAGUGUAAAUAAAGAGACAGAUUUUAAUGUUGUGAUGAUGGAAGAAGAUCUUGCAGAAAAUAGUUUAGAUUAUCAGGUAGUAUUUCCAGACAGUGUUACUGACCAAGUGAUAACCGUUACCACAGAACAAAACACUAAUAUAUCUAAUGAACUGUUAGUCGUUGAAGAUUUAGUUACCAAGGAAACAAGAGUACAUCAGGAAACAUCAUGUGCUGCUAAUGUUGUAGUUGUUCCCCUUCCACAAUUACCAGUUACUAUGACAACCAGUUACCAACAUACAAACACACCAGAAGAGACUGUAUAUGACACUGAUUUUUUACAUUCAGAUUUUAGCCAUGGAGAAAUUACCUGUGAUAGAAUGUUAAAUGAACAAAAGACAAUUAGCAACUCAUAAAUUAGGAUUCUACUUUUGUAUCUAAUGGAAUAGAUUUUCCAACUGAAAUAGUUAAGUAAUUGAAAAUGUAACUAUCAAAGGUGGAAAAUAUUAUAUCUUAACUGAUUGAAGUUGUAAUUUGUUCUCUCAUAAUAGUUUUUGAGAUGAUUUAUUCUGAAGAAUUUACACAAAUUGAAAUAAAUUUAAAUAAAUGCAAAUACAUGUAUGUUAUUCAUGGAAGUUGUGUAUGUAUGAUAUGUAAUUUAUUUUCGUUUUCAAAUAAAACGGUUAUGUAUUUUA
Mytilus californianus (California mussel) is the source of this 1833-nucleotide messenger RNA. RefSeq names its product zinc finger protein 410-like. The transcript is spliced from 9 exons. Bases 259 to 1554 code for a protein of 431 amino acids. Lineage: Eukaryota; Metazoa; Mollusca; Bivalvia; Mytilida; Mytilidae. The record is from RefSeq and is a predicted model, not a curated record. Gene Ontology annotation, cellular component: PcG protein complex; nucleus; transcription regulator complex. Gene Ontology annotation, molecular function: DNA-binding transcription factor activity, RNA polymerase II-specific; RNA polymerase II cis-regulatory region sequence-specific DNA binding. Gene Ontology annotation, biological process: regulation of transcription by RNA polymerase II.